Molecule: messenger RNA, 2652 nt
Organism: Danaus plexippus (monarch butterfly)
Lineage: Eukaryota; Metazoa; Arthropoda; Insecta; Lepidoptera; Nymphalidae
Gene: Mon1
Product: protein SAND
Exons: 6
Coding region: 120-1778 (552 amino acids)
Biological process (GO): endosome to lysosome transport via multivesicular body sorting pathway; protein targeting to vacuole
Source: RefSeq, a predicted model, not a curated record
AUUUCAAUUUUCCUAAAAAAAGUUUGAUGCUACGGCAGAACUGAUUUCUAUUACUGUUAAAUUAUUAUCAAAGAAAUAUAUUAACAUUAUAAAAAUAAACUUAAUUAAAAAUCAAAAACAUGGCAUCAACGUCCAAGGAUAGUGUACCCGACGGAGAUAAGGUAGCGGGUAAUUUAGGGGAUGAUCUCGAACCAGGUGCUUGCAGUGAUUCCAUCCUGAAUCCUGAGGAUUCGUUUGAGGAAUUUGCAUCCGAGUUGACUCCAAACCUUCAGGAACGUAAUAUUCUCACAGCAAAAUCAAGCACAAUAAGUGAAAUUCAAAGUGAGAUUGGUGAAUGUUCGCAGUUACACGGGACUAAAUCCAGUGAUAAUUUACAGAGUAAAGAUGAAUCAAUAUCAGCAUCUACAAGUUCAUCUAAUCUUCUAGAACAAAAUGGUGAUGAAGCCGAUGAUAAGGAUGAUUAUCUUCAUUCACCAGAACUUGUUAACAAAGAAAAACAUGUAUUUAUUUUAAGCUCAGCCGGUAAACCUAUUUACUCAAGAUAUGGCAAUGAAGACAAAUUAGCUGGACUAUGUGGAGUUAUCCAAGCUCUAGUUAGUGUGGUUGAAGAACAGAACCAAGAUAUAUUGAGAUCGAUCAGCACUAAGGAUUGUAAAGUAGUAUUUUUAAUGAAAGGACCUUUAAUACUGGUUGCUGUUUCUAAAUCCAAUGAAAGUGAGACACAGCUUGUCAUGCAACUAACAUAUGCCUUCAACCAAAUAGUAUCAGUGCUAACACUGACACAGCUGAACAGAAUAUUCGAACAGCGGCGUAACUACGAUCUACGACGUCUCCUGUCUGGCGCUGAAAGAUUGAUAGAUCAUUUGUUGAUAUUCAUGGAGAAAGAUCCGGCGUUUCUCCUCGGUGCAGUCAGAUGUCUGCCACUACCAGAGAAAUCAAGGGAAAAUAUCACGAAUGCCAUAACAUCUACAUGUAAUAAAAUAAGAGAUUUGGUAUUCGCUAUAUUACUAGCUGGUAACCAGCUGAUAACUCUUGUCAGAAUGAAGAAGUACACUUUGCAUCCGUCCGACAUACAUCUGUUGUUCAAUCUCGUUAGAAGCUCGGAAUCGUUUAAAACAGCUGAGAGUUGGACGCCCAUUUGUUUGCCGAAAUUUGAUGCUACUGGCUUCCUGCAUGGGCAUGUAUCAUAUAUUUCCGAAGAUUGCCAAGCUUGCCUCUUACUUUUAACCGUCCAAAGAGACGCUUUUUUCCCAUUAUCUCAAGCAAAACAUACGAUUGCAGACAAAUUGAGACGUUCCAACUGUUUGGUUGCUAUUAACGACGCAUUGAACAGAAAUAAGGAACUACCCACAACAAAUCCUCUCAAACAUAUUGGUAUACCAGAAAUUAGGCAUUUCAUGUACAAAUGCAAGUCAACAGCCCAACUUUUCACAUCGGAUCCCAUAUGUCUGGAUAAAUUACAGGAUUAUAGACUUAGACAUAAGGAAGGUGGUGAUAUUAUGGAGAAGAAAAUUACCAAGUUAUCUGAUAUAGAGCAUGUUAGGAAGUAUAGGAAGUUCUGUAGUCAAAUACAUUGUACAUCAACGCCAGCGAAAUUAAUUUUCAGGUCGAAUUCAGACGAUACUAUUUUGGCAUGGAUAACAAACGGCUUUGAAUUAUAUGUUACAUUUGAUGCCCUGAUGGAAAAAGACCAAGCAAUUAGAGCGAUAGACCGUCUUCUACAUUGGAUUAAGAGGGAAGAAGAAAGGAUAUUUAUAAUGAAUGCACCAACGUUCUAGCCAAAACUAACUCUCAGUAGUAUAAUAAAAAAUACUAUGAGCAGACACAGUAAUGAUAAUUGAUUGUGAACAAUGACUGAAUUGUAUUUGUUUGCCAAAUUGUAUGAUAGAUCUAAUUUGGCUGAAGUACUAAUGUAUUCGUACAUUGAUAUUACUUAAUGAUCUGGGAUUUUGUUGUGCCCUUGUCCUAUAUGUCCAUAUAAAUUUUAAUAGCGUAAGACUCAAAAAGAUGCGAUUUUAUUAUAUCAUAAACAAAAAAUUAUAAUAUUUCUGAACAUAAUUAUUAUUAGUAAAACAGGUCACUCACAGAUUAAGCAUAAUACAGAUUAUAUUAAAAUGUUAGGAUGUAGAUAAAAAAUAUUCUCAAAAUUAAUAUUAUCACUUCAUUUAAACCAAUGAAAAUAUCAUAUAUGUAUAUUGUUAGCUAUAAAUCUGUGUUAUUUAUAUAUGCAAAUAAAUUAUUAACUAUACUUUAAUUCCUUUCGCUGUCUGUGAUCUAGUUUUUAAUGGUAAUAAAAAUAUAGUUAGGUGAUAUAAUUUAAAAAAGUAUUCCAUACAAUUGGCCAAGUCUAUGUUAUUUUAGAGAAAAAUCAUUCAUAUAUUUUGAUAUCGAAAUUUGUCUCAAUGAGGUAAUAAUGAAAUGUGUACUAAAUAAAUUAUGUAAUAAUUAAUCUAUUUAUAACCUUAGCCUUUUUUGUUUAUAUUUCAAUUAAGAUGAUGUUUUUUAUAAAAUUUUAAAAUGUGAAUGAUUUGUUUAUAUGGUCAUGAAUUUAUUUUUAAUUUUGUUUCAAUUUAUAUACAAAAAAUGUAGAUAAAAAUAUAUGUAUAUUGAGAUUUUUAACAAAAUGUUUCUGUAAAUAAAAUUAGCAAUAAA